AUGGCUUCUAACGUGAGGGAGCAUUCUGAUGAUAGACUUGAGAACACACCAUCAACGAUACAGAAGGCUGCAGCUGAGUUCAUAGGCACAUACAUCCUAAUCUUUAUAGGAUGUGGAUCGGUCUUUGUCAACCUAAGCCUAAGUGACAUCGGCUUACUCGGUGUAGCCUUUGCUUGGGGUGUAGUAGUAACAGCCGUGGUCUACACAAUUGAGCACAUCUCUGGUGCACAUUUGAAUCCUGCAGUGACCAUUGCUACUGCUGUUGUCAGCAAACUUCCCUGGAUUAUUGUUCCAUUCUACGUGGUGGCUCAGGUGCUUGGAUCAACCCUUGCUAGUUUCACACUGAAAUGGUUAUUUUAUGGAGAUCCAGCAGAAGUCAUGCUUACUCUUCCUUCUGACGGCACAAACAAUCUGAAAGCUAUUGCAUGGGAGAUCGCCCUCACAUUCAUUUUGAUGAUCGUCAUCAGUGGUGCUGCUGCUGAUGGCAGAUCGGUCAAGGAGCUCUCAGGAGUUGCAAUAGGAGCCAUCGUCUUUGUUAAUGCAAUUAUUGCUGGCAAGGUGACUGGUCCUUCCAUGAACCCGGCAAGAAGCUUAGGACCUGCAAUUGCAGCGCAGAAGUUUGAUAGGCUAUGGCUCUAUAUAGUUGCGCCGGUGAUCGGUGCAGUUGCCGGAUCAACUUUGUACAGCUUCCUCGACUUGCCAGAAAAUUCUAAUAAGAAUCAAAAGAGGAUCAAUUCCAGUAUGAUUUGUUAA
This is a messenger RNA of Zingiber officinale, 753 nucleotides long. RefSeq names its product nodulin-26-like. The transcript has 5 exons. Gene Ontology annotation, cellular component: membrane. The record is from RefSeq and is a predicted model, not a curated record. Lineage: Eukaryota; Viridiplantae; Streptophyta; Magnoliopsida; Zingiberales; Zingiberaceae. Gene Ontology annotation, biological process: transmembrane transport. The coding region runs from base 1 to 753 and encodes 250 amino acids. Gene Ontology annotation, molecular function: channel activity.